Messenger RNA from Mesorhabditis belari, 2826 nucleotides. Lineage: Eukaryota; Metazoa; Nematoda; Chromadorea; Rhabditida; Rhabditidae. The record is from the annotation of a GenBank genome assembly.
AUGAGCUCUUUCAAUGAAGAAGAAUUGGCGGCCGGGGAGGUGAAUCCACUCGACACAUCGGUAGACGCACAUCAGCUAGCGCUUAUCCGACCGAGAAACGAAUUCUUCUGUGAGAUUUGCCGAGCAAGACGCCCAGGUCGCAAAUUCUACACACCGCUUGAUCGUCAGGAACAGGAAAACUGGUUAAUUCGUCUGAAUUUGCCCAUCGAUCGAGCAGCCGUUUUGCGAAAUCGUAUGGAUUUACGACAAGUUGUAAUGUGCGCUCUUCAUUUUCCCCCGGAAACGGCCGAACACGAGACGGCGAAUCUCAUCCCCCCAAUGGACCUAUCGAUAGAAGAAAAUCGAAAUCUUUUUGCACAAAUGGAACGCGGUUUACUGGCGGUGACUUUCGAGAAAGGACAACGAACGAAAUUGGGUGAUAAAAGGACACCAAGUAGCGAGAACCUAAUCACAAUUCGGACAAAUAUGCGCGGGCGCCCAAAACGACAACCGGAUAUGCCAAAAGCAAAAUAUCGACCAAACAUUGAACGAAUGCACGAUGUACUCAAGUUUACACGGCCACGCAAAGCACCAUCUUUUCUCUACGAAAAAGACCUCCUCGAAUCACAGUAUGUCCUCAGUUUGCUUCAUCUAGCUGAAGCCAACUCGCUAUCCUUGGAUGCAACGCUCCUCAACUAUGUUCACCGGUUAGCACCAAUCAGAAUUCGAACAGAAGCGAUUCGGAGUAAUACAAUGUAUGAACAUUUUGUUUGCUCGGCUUGUUCCGUGGUUCGACGAGGUCCUUGCUUUCCAUUACCACCACCGGGAAAACGACGCAAUGAAUGGGUUAAUCGACUGGCAUUAUCAAGAAAAGAGUGGAUUGAGCCUUUGGUAGUGAAAGCCGGGCAACUAUGUGGGCUGCAUUUUGAUCCGCUUGUGACUAUUGGAAGCUCUUUUGAUCCAGAUCCCGAUCCACUUGAUAUGCAAAAUGCUGAAAAUAGACGGCUCUUCCGUGAUCUAUAUGAGGGUGAACUAAAAGCUAUCAAUCACAUUGGGCAAGUUGGCAAAGCGAAUCAAUUUUUCCUUGACGGUCCACACUCAAUGCAAGAUUACGCCGACAUUGUAGAAAUGGAAAGUCGCGAAAUGAACGAGCUUACGAAUUCUCAUUCAAGGAAUUUGCAGGAGCGUAGAUUCAGACAGGAAAACAACAUUGAAUAUGUUGCUAUCAAUGAUGAUCACGAUCAGUACAGAGAACAUGUAAUCGAGGAGGAGAUAUUAUUAGCGCCAAAUGAUGGCACAACUUUGGUAGUUGAUGAACAUGGAAAUGUUAUUGAAACAACAACAGAUUCGAGAUACGUUUACAUUGAUGAGGGAGGAGAUGCGCCAAUGCAGUAUGUUGUGGAAUCAGAUGGUGAACCAAUGCUAGCUCCUUCUAAAGCGAUUGAUAAAAUGGAAAAACGGGCAGAUUAUCAUCAAACAAAUCAGAUGCACGACAAACCGCCUACUGAUUUCACUGAAAGGACGUUGAUUUCGACUCAAAAAUUGGCAGCGAAAGCUCAUGGGCGACAAAUAUCUGAGCAUGAAGGCGGUCAUUUGAAAGUCGACGAUGAACAUCUACCCACAAAACGAUCGAAGCUGGGAAUUCACGAUGUUCCCUACAAUGAUGUUGAUGAACGUUUCAUGAAAGAAUAUGUUGAAGAAGAGGUGGUAAUUGCAGAAGAUGUCGUUGGGAAUGGAGAAAAUGAAGGAGAACAAGGAGAGCUCAAUGUUGAAGACUACGAUGAUGACUUGGAUAAAGAAGCAUUGUGGGAUAUAAAUGAUGCUGAACCUGGAACUUCGCAAUAUGUGCAGCAUGGUUUGGACAUGAUUCAACCUCGUCGAUAUGCGAUUAGGCAAGUGAAAAGGGUGAAUGUCGACAUGCAAUCGAUCAGCGCUCGUAGUGAGAAACGGCAGCGACUUUGGAAGAAUUUACAAUAUGAGGUGAAUCCGGAAACGUUACGCGAUCUCGAAAACAAAGCACUAAUGGGCCAAAGUAUACCGAUCUGCCAAACGCAUUUCCCGCUUGAGAUGCGUGUUGAGAGAAUGCGUCAUAUUGAGGAUGCUCUAUUCCCGAAUGGGCGACGAAAUUUGAAUUGCAUGAUUUGUGGUCGAAUGGGGGAAGCAGGAAAUUUCUGCCAAAUGACGAAAGAUGGGCAAUCAAUGUAUCGUUUGUUCUCAAAGACAAACCUCUCACACCAACAACAGGAGCAACUUCGGACUCUCGUCAUGAACAACGAGCUGACUCUGGUGUGCACUGAUCAUUAUGAUGCGGCUAUCAGACCGAAUGCUUUUUUUGAUGUCGAAUUAGAGCAAGAACUGGUGGAUGUAAGAAGGAAACCGCACGCAAAAAGAUUGGAAUAUUAUCGCCAAACCGUUCAUUGUGUUCUGUGUGGGAAAGCCGCGGCACGACCAAGUACGAGAAAAAUGCCUUCACACGCACGAGCCAUGCAAAUAGUUUUCGAUUACGCAAGAGUGUCUUUAAAUAUUCAACAACGAAUUUUGGACGAAGUGCGAAGACGUGCUGCUCAUAUGCCUGUUUGCCGACAACAUUUCCCACCGGCUAUGCGGCAAUUGAGAGGUCGUUAUUGGCAUCGAGAAUUGGAGAAGUUGAUUCAAGAGGGAAGUUUCGAUGAACCAGUCUCUGGAUCAACUUUGUUUGCCGGCUUAAAAGAAGAACCUCAAGCAUCAAAUGGUAGUGACAUAUCGGACGAGGAAGAGCUUGAUGACGAAGAAGAAAAGUUGAUCAUGGAUUCUCCAGAAAGGCUGGUGCUUUCUACAGACGCUCACCAAAACGAUUCGCGAAAAGAU